Messenger RNA from Penicillium lagena, 720 nucleotides. RefSeq lists its product as uncharacterized. The coding region runs from base 1 to 720 and encodes 239 amino acids. The transcript has a single exon. Lineage: Eukaryota; Fungi; Ascomycota; Eurotiomycetes; Eurotiales; Aspergillaceae. The record is from RefSeq and is a predicted model, not a curated record.
AUGGAGUGUUUAAACUGCGACCUCGAACAUAAUUAUAUCCCUUUCAUCCGGACCACCAUCAUCGAUGGCAAAACUUCGACAGUCACCUACGAGGGUUGGGCGGGAGGUUUGCCAGCAGUACCGGCAAGGUCGACAUCUUCAACUCCUAGAUCGACGUCGGUUAAAUCAACAACAGCCCGCGGUGAGCCUCCUGCCUUCAAACCAUCUUCCUCUAUUGCCAGCUACACUCCAUCCCCCUACUCAUCGACCAUACCGCAAUCAACUACAAUUACAACCAUAGCCACCACCACCUUCUUAACCUCAGCGACAUCUACCACCACUUCCACCGAGGUUUUAUCAUUAACAAGCACCCAAACAACGUUACCUUCCCAAUCACCACAUUCAACACCCCACAGUUAUGGUCUCCCAGAGGCCGCAAAAGCAAUGAUCGGCAUCGGCGCCGUCUCAGCUGUGAUUCUCGCCGGGUUCCUAUCAUGGCUAUAUCUGCGGCACAAAAGGCUCCAAAAAGCAGCCCGCCAGCGGAGAAGCGACCCAUUUCCUUGGCUAGCAGGUCUACCAGAAGGCGACGAUGACAGGCUUCGAAAGCCUCACGAGCUUCAGGUCCUCUCACCGCGGAUCAAGGCAGCGGUAGAGCUUGGGCUCGACGGACAGAAGUAUGAAUUGCCUGGCUCGAGGACGUGGAAGAUCUCGCGACGUCCUGAGGUGGAUGGCUUCUUUUAG